CACGCUUUUUGUCCUCGUUUUGCCCAUUACUGGCUCGGUGGCUGUAGCGUUAGGAACUAUUUGUUUUAGUGAAAGCUAGUUUAGGUUUAGAUUAGUAGCCUACUGCGCAGGCGUUUGGGAAAGUCGUUAAGGGUAGGUAUAAAAAGUACUGUUAAUCAUGUAUGCACUACUAAUAGCAAACUUUGGAUAGUUAGGUAUAUUUUUUAGGGUAUUAUGUUUAAGCUGUUAAACCUUAUAAUACAGUGACCAUACAGCCACUUCUAACAAAUGCUUUGUAUCAACCUAAGCGAUGUCCCGAGAAUCGGUUCGUCUGGACUUCUAUUUGAAUAAGAUUCUUAAUAUUAGUAGUACUGUGCAAGUAAAAAGUUUUGUGUUAAUGUUUUUACUUUUUUGUAAGUAAAAAUGUUAUAAUGUGACCAACAAGUUAACAACACAUGGUGUACUGGAAAUGAAAUCAAAAGUUGACUAGCUCUGCAGAACUUCUCGAAAAGAGCUAAACAAACUAAAAUGGAAGAUUCACAAGAUGAAUUUGUUGUGACUGCUUCACAAGCGAAACAACUUACAAGGAAAAGAGACGAUAUAGAAAGAAAGUUUUCCGUUCUGUUAAAAAUUCCACAAGAAGAGAAUGAUGGAAUGAUAUGGAUAAGAGUACGAGGAAAUAUUGCGAAUGUUACUUCUGCAAAGACCUACGUGAAAGCGAUUUGCAAUCCAGAUGCGCGAGAAAUAAUAUGGAUGCAUCAAAUGCCACGCUGUGUGUUUACUGCAUUUACUGGCUUCUGGCAUGACCAGCUUGAAUUUAAAUUCUGUGUGUUGAUAAAAUAUGAGCAUUCUUCAUACAAACUACAAGGCUCUCAAAUGCAAGUUGUACAGGCUGUGUCUUACCUCAUGGAACUGCAUAAAAUGGCGACUGACUAUGAUAACCCACGUAUUUCAAGCACUGAUCAAUCUGUAGUUGAAUUUAACAACAAAAUAUCAAACGCUGUGGAAGAUCAAGUAGAGACACUACUAGCCCUUUCACCAGCUCUUAAAAAGGAAUUGCUAGGUAUGAUAAACUCUGCUGGAAGAGAAUUUUCUGCAAGGAUCACAAUUAUAAAGCAAGGAAAUGAUGCCAUAAGAGAUAGAACAAAUUCUGUUUCAUCUGCAAUGGCAACUUAUAAUGACUCAGAUGUGGAAGUGAUAGAAGUAGGUGCAACUGCCGAUACACCUGGGACAAGCAGAGCUUUUGCUGAUGAUGAUGCAAGUACAAAUGGUCACACGGAUGGUGGGUUUGACGAACAAGCGAAGUUUAUAAAGAGAACAAUGAAACAAAUUGGUUUCGAGGAUGAACACAUAGAAAUCUUACUACGACGUCACGGCGGCCACGUCACAUUUGACGACGCGUUAAAAGAACUUCACAGAAUGAAAGAGAAAAAACUUCUUGAGGCCAGAGAGUCCCCUACACCUGAUCUUAUGAGUUUUCCUUCACCCAGUGACAACAUGAACGACGUUGUAAUUGUCUCGUCCGAGGACGAAGAUGAUGAUGAUGUCAUAUACGUUGAUGAAAGCAAAAAAACAACAACAAAUAAAUCAACAACAAAAUCAACGAAUAAAUCAACACAUUCAAAAUUCCCUGAAAUUAUUGAAAUAGAGCAAUGGCUAAAGAAUACAUACGAAGUCACAAACAUAGGAAAAGACAGCGUAAACAAACGAGAAAUGUUAAAAGAUUUCAUCAACCAUUUUAAACUUGAACCAUCAUCUGAUUUAUCAAACAACUUCUUUAAUAAAUUGUCGCAAUCUAUAUUUGAAAGGGAUUCUACAUACAAGUUAGUGAAAUCAAGAGGUAGCGCUGGCAACAAACGUCUAGUGUGCAUUAAAAAGCGUUUACACUCGCCGCUAGGUGGCAGCCACGCUCCACCGAAACAAAACACGUCUACGCAGCCUACACCAGUACCAAACAGUAACCUCGCACCAGGAGGAAGCAUUAAACAAUGGCUGAACAGCUCCCCAAACAAGCACAGUCCGCCCACGGCAGCUGUAAACCAGUAUAAUCCGGUUAUGCCAAAUGCCGCUCCAAUUACAUUAUCCAAGGUUUAACCAACCCCGACCAGUCUUCCACCACCCUCCAGCACAAAUGCAACAAGUACAGGUACGUCAUCGGGGAAAACUCUCAAACAAAGAACUUCUCAAUCUAUCCAGAAACCAAGGGAAACCAAAUCUAAGACCUAUCAUUAUUGAUGGGCCUAAUGUUGCUGUGAGUCAUGGUAAUGGAAAUGCUUUCUCAUGCCGAGGUAUUGCGAUAUGCGUCAAUUAUUUCUGGUCACGUGGGCACCGUGACGUCACAUGCUUCGUACCAAAUUACCGCAAAGGCAGUAAAGGACAUCCGCCUACAAUUGACCAAGAGAUUAUUUACGAUCUUGAAAGCCAAGGAAUUUUGAAGAUUACGCCUUCGCGUGAAGUCAAUGGUCGUAAUGUGGUUUGUUAUGACGAUGGGUUCGUAUUAAACCUAGCCGUUCAAAACGACGGAGUUAUCGUUUCAAACGAUCAGUACCGUGAUCUACGUGAUAAGGAUGAU
This is a messenger RNA of Ciona intestinalis (vase tunicate), 2551 nucleotides long. Lineage: Eukaryota; Metazoa; Chordata; Ascidiacea; Phlebobranchia; Cionidae. The record is from RefSeq and is a predicted model, not a curated record.